This is a messenger RNA of Amyelois transitella, 4875 nucleotides long. Its product is annotated as BOS complex subunit ncln. Gene Ontology annotation, cellular component: endoplasmic reticulum membrane. Lineage: Eukaryota; Metazoa; Arthropoda; Insecta; Lepidoptera; Pyralidae. The coding region runs from base 115 to 1764 and encodes 549 amino acids. The transcript is spliced from 10 exons. The record is from RefSeq and is a predicted model, not a curated record. Gene Ontology annotation, biological process: regulation of signal transduction.
AAACAAAUGUCAUUGACCGAGUUUAUCACACGUAAGGUUUCUAACUGGAUUAUGUGUUAAAAAUCGGUUUUAGUGUUAAUUUCGUUAGUAAUAACAUCAUAAUUAGUCACCAAGAUGUGGUUAGACGAAGCGGACGGCUUUGCCGAAAUUUUUAAGGGAUAUUUACCCUAUUAUCUCUUAGUGGCUUUGCCAAUCUUUAUCAUCAUGUCUCCUGUUAAUCCUGUAGCUGCUUCUCAUGAGUUUUCCGUCUAUAGAAUGCAGCAAUACGACCUACAUACAGUACCCCAUGGAUGCCGCAGUGCUAGUUUCAACUUAGAGGGCAGGUCGCUGACCUCUUGGAGCACAUCUCGGCAUUGUGUAGUGGCUCGGGUGCAAGACAUCACGGUAGAACAGUUCAUGGAGAUCCGGAGUAAAGCCGGGGCAUUGCUCCUAGUUAUGCCGAAGAAUGAUACUGUUUUGACUCCUGAAGAGAGAGAGCAUAUCCAAAUCCUUGAGCUAGCCAUGAUCCAGAACGAGGUCAAUGCCCCUGUGUACUUCGCGCAGUGGACUCCUGAUUUCGAGGACAUCAUCAAAGACUUGCAGCACAGCUUCAUCACUGAUGAUAAGUCAGGCACGGCACUGGAAGCCAUGUACAAUACUGUCUCAUCUAAUGGAUACCAAAUUGUUGUGUCAGCACCUGUACCUCAGAAGUUGGACUCCAAACCGGUCACCUUACACGGGAAGUUGGUCGGACGAGCUGGUUCUCAGACAAUCAUCAUAGCGGCUCAUUAUGACUCUUCUGGUGUAGCCCCUGAUCUGUCCCUCGGCGCGGACUCGAACGCAUCAGGCGCGGUGGCGGUCGUGGAGCUGGCGCGGAUCUUCUCGCGGCUGUACUCGCGGCCCGGCGCCCGGGGCGCGGCCACGCUGCUGUUCGUGCUGACGGCGGCCGGCCACUCGCUCAACUACUUCGCGGCCAAGAAGUGGCUGGAGGAGCAGCUGGACGCCGCUGAUGCUGCUUUAUUGCAGGACGUUUCCUUCGCAAUGUGCCUGGACGCGAUAUCCUCCGCGCCGUCGCUCACGAUGCACGUGUCCAAACCUCCUAAGCCUGGUGGCGCAGCUCACUCCAUUAAGUCCAGGCUCGGAGCACCCCUCAACCAUAAGAAGAUCAACCUUGCUGAUGAGACGCUGGCGUGGCAACAUGAGAGAUUCAGUAUUAGAAGGAUGACUGCGUUCACGCUUAGUUCGCUACAGAGCCAUAGAGAACCGUCUCGCAGCUCGAUCUUAGACACGCCAUCUGUUGGCGGGCUCGCGAACUUAGUACACAACAUCGAAAGCACGGCGAGGGCGCUGGCGUCGCACAUUUACAACCUCACCGAUGAGGUGAACGAUGAGGAUAGCGCGUUGUAUGAUGAUGCAUUGGGAGUGGACGAAGCGUUCGUCAAACAUUGGUACAAAUAUUUGUCAUCACAAUCGAGAGCGCCACAAAUCAUCACCACGACAGCACCCAACGCGGGCGUAACAGGUGCGUUAGAGCGCGCAUUAUCCCGUUAUAUGGAGGUGACGGUGAGCGCGCAUUCCGCCGACAAGCGCGAGCCGGAAUUCACACUCUAUGGAACCACACGGGCCACUCUCUUUGUUUAUAGUGUCAAACCGGCAGUUUUUGACCUCAUACUGACACUGGCCAUUCUAUCCUACCUCACUGUUGUCUACUUCGCCAUCCAAGUGUUUCCCAGAUUUUACGAGGAAUACGCCAGAAUUAUCACGGGGAAAGUCAAAGUGAAUUAGUAGUAAGUAGUUACCAUAGAGUAAGUUCGUUUCUCGUGUAGAGUGCGCGCGGUAUGGGAAUAGUGAGUUUACAUACAUACUUAAAAUCAUGUCUUUUUCCCGGAAGGCUAGGCAGAGACUACAUCUUUCCAUUUGCCACGAUCUCUUCAUACUUGAGGUAUGCUUCAUCCACAUUCAUAACUCUGUUCAUGCAAAGCUCAAAAUUAUAGAUUUUAUGACUCAUCAUAAAAUCUAUAAUUUUUGCUUUUUACCAAACCAAAAAAUGUAUUUAUAUACUUACUGAAAACUUAUAUUAUUAUGUCUCUAAUUUUAUUGUAAUGUCGUUAUUAGAUUCCGUUUACUUUUUUGUAUUUUUUUCGGAUUUCAAUACUUAUUUAUAAUACCUAAUGUAUGUGUUAUUCGCGCACUCUAUAAGUACCAGUUACUCUGUGAGUCCAUCUAAGGUAAUUUUAUAAAAAAAAAAAGAAAAUUAAUUCUUCACAAUUAAAUAAAAUGGAAUGAAAUUGGUGUCGGUUUCAAGGCGAUGGAUUAUUUUCAUGCUAAUAUUAAGUAAGUGCUUAGCCAAAAAAUCAAACUUUUGUUUUUAAUACAUUGACCAAAAAUAUAGCAUACCUCGCCAUAUUGCGGAAUUUAAGCUUGAAAAAGUAUUUUUAAGUAUUGAGCGGACUAUAAAUACUCAAAAAGUUAGCAUAACAUAGUAAUCAGUCUUAUUUAUGGCUGCUUUCAUUACUAAACAGGUUGGUUUAUGUAAGAAAAUAGUGCACUAUUGUCAUGUCUAUUUGGUGUUGCCAUAUAAAACGCAUAACUAGCGCCCUCAUUGACUCUGAGGUCUGCUGUAUAUUUGGUCAAGAUUUAAAAUGUUGAACAACGUGAUUACCAUAUUUUUGUUUCUUAUUGUUUUGAUCCCAUUUUGUCACUUUCAAAUUUAGAAUCGAUAUUUCCCUCUUUUGCGGUUCAUUAAAAUCAUUGUCUAUGUAAGUGACAAUAUAGGGACUAGGUAUAGUGAAGUAGUUGUAAAAAAAUAAAACAAUCGAUUUGAAAAUUCAAAAUAUUAACUUAUUUUUCAAAAAUACAUCAAUUGUAAUCAACUUACUCUAUUUAUUUGUCGAUUACGUAACUUAAUAAAAAAUACUAUCCAUUUUUCGGAAGUAAUACGGUUCGUCAAAGUUUUUAGGAAAAUGUUUUGUUAAUUUUGAAUAUUUAUGUAAGCUAAAAAUAAAUAAAUCGUAAUUUAAUAAUGCAUUUCAAAGAUAAAUUGAUAUUGGACUGAAAUAUUUUAGACAAUGAAAAGCAAUACAAAAACAAAAUUAAUUAAUUUAUUAAAGAAUAAUAUAUUGGAAUUUUAUCUCGUUGCUAAGUAUUAUUUAGUUUAGAUCAUGUGACUGUGUAAUUUUUCAGUACAAUUUUAUUUACCAUUUUUAUUUUAAAGAAAAUGUUUGCAUUUUAAAUUUAAAUACGCAAAAAUAUAAAAACUUUCUUAAUCAAGAUCUAGUUACUUUUAUAUGAAAAAGUCAAUGGAUGACGCUCAUAUAUCUUAUAUCAAAUAUCAUAUAUAUAUAUUUUUUACCCCGUCCCAGCGCUAGUUCCUUGCAAUAAAACAUAUUAUUAUUGUUAAAUACAUAAUAUAAAGUUAUGUAUUUCCAUAAAUAGGUUGAUGUUAUUUUAAAUUAAGUUUCUGGACAAAUCAUGGGGAAGAACAGCAACAACAGUUAAAACUCUUACCUUUGAAAAUUGUUAUACAUACAUACAUACAUAUGGUCACGUCUAUAACCCUUGCGGGGUAGACGGAGCUAACAGUCAAAUUGUUAUACGCGAUCAGAUUUAACAAGAACUCAGUCAGUAAUUAAAUAUUACUUAAUAGCAUUAUAAAAAUAUUCCUUUUAGUCACAACGAUCCCAAGUUAGUCAUUUCCGAAAUAGUUUUUAAGUGUUCAAAUAGUUAUAUGAAAUAUUAUAAAAAUUAUAAAAAUAAUUGUCUAUUUCCUUAGGUAAUAGAUAAUAAAAAAUGUAAACAAUUCUGUAAUUUUCUUUUGUUGAUAAAUAAUUUAAAAAUAAGUUUAUAACCAUUUCAAGAAAAACAAAAUAAGAAACAAGAUGUCAUAAUGAAUUAAUUCCCUUUACAAUUAGCAAUAAUUUAUUUACAAAAAAUAUAUAUUUUUCAACAUUUGUUUACAUAUAUUUCUGUUACAUAUAUUACCUAAAGAAAUGGACUUCAGUUGAAAACUUGAUGGCUUUGUUUUAUGGCUGUAUGUUUCAAACUGUGACACAUUUUAAUUGUCUAUGAAUUCAAAUUAGUAUAGUACAAUAUCCGUGUUAAAUGUGUUGACUCCAAUGUGCAUUCGUCCAUACUGAAAAAUAGUAUUUUUUUAGUCUAAUGCGUUUAAUUUAGCGCCUAAUAAUGAGUGUUACAAAAUCAUAAAAAAACAGUAACAUUAAAGAUUAUAUUGAUUGAUCGAUGACCACCAUAUUGAUUUAUCGAUGAAACACUCAUUUGGUCAAUAGUAUAGACGAUUGCAUAUUCGGUAAUACGUACAUAUUUUUACAUUUACCAUGCUUGUUUUUUGUUCGUUGAGCCUCAGUGGAAUAGAUUAAGACGAAAGAUUUGUAAAAUUCCAAAUUGUUUCUAUUUAAGUAAGUUAUCAUUGGUGAGUGGAUUGGAAUGUGGCUAUAGAUUUGUUGCAAAUUUCCCUAAGAACCUUAUGGAAAUAAUCACCAGAUUUUAAACAAAUGAAUAAAAAAUAAACUGUCAAAAUAAAAUCAGCUGUUUCAUAAGUUUUGUGUGGCGGCCUUUUAAAUGAAGCAGCUGGUAUUAAUUUCGAUGUUGGUCCCACAAUAGGAGGUAUUCAGUUUGAUGUGACAUUGGAAAUAAAUAAUUUUAUCUAUAACAAAUAGAUAAUAGCACGCAGACAGUCUUAAAGCGUUUCUAGAAUAAGUUAUGGAAAAUAACAUAUUUCUAAUUUAUUUUUCCAAUUUCUAAUAUGUCAAGUCAAAGUGCUUAGUUAUCUGUGUUAUUAUUUUAUGUUGAUUCAGAACAAAGUAGAAUCGAAAAUGGUUGUUAAGUGAAAAUGGUGAACUUUGCAUGGAAUUGAUAAUUAAAACCUUUGUUUUAAAA